Molecule: messenger RNA, 1935 nt
Organism: Amyelois transitella
Lineage: Eukaryota; Metazoa; Arthropoda; Insecta; Lepidoptera; Pyralidae
Exons: 3
Coding region: 294-1379 (361 amino acids)
Molecular function (GO): metal ion binding
Source: RefSeq, a predicted model, not a curated record
UAGUCAUAAGAGUUAAAAUUUUGUUGAAUCUGAAGUUUUUUUUGGUAGGAAAUUAUAGAUUUCAUUGUCAAUUUCAAGCAAGAUUGAUUCACGGUUGAUGCAUUAACGACAUUAUGUUCGAAUGAAAUGUCAUAAUAAUAAUAAAGCUUGGCAAGGCUUGUGUGCAAAUAGAUAAAAGAAUAUAACCACUACGUCGUGUUUGUCCCAGGUGAUAUCUUUAUAUAUUUAUCACUCAGGUGACCAAAGUGGAAUAAACCGUUCUAUUUUCAUAAAUUGCCGCUACUUUCAGUAAAAUGGUGGUUUGUAAAUUUUUUCAACAAGGUAACUGUCGGUAUGGGCAGAACUGCAAAUUUGAACAUAUUUACGGGUCGAAAUACAGCUAUCACGCUAGCAAUGCUCCUGCUCAAUCUCAAAGCCAGACGGGGGUAACCGACGAACAACUUGUAAACCAAGUGCAGUCGGAUAUCCAAGCUGCGCUGAAAGGAGGCCAAUGGAUUCUAUCCAGUUAUGCACCAUUUAAGGAAAAGCCUGUAUUCCCCGGGAUUUCAGAUUUGUCUCCAGAAGAAGCACGGUUGUUCAUUUAUGAGGCGAAAGCUAAAAAUAAUGUGGAUCAAGCGGUGACUUAUAUGAACAACAUGAUAAAAGAAAAUCGUAAUAAGUAUGAACAACUCUUGCAACCAACAGCGGCAAUAAUCAAAGUAUUAAGGAGCAUAUACAAAGGAGAAAUUCCAUCAUCUCCAUUCAACAACACAGCUCAAAAUACCUUCAGGAACUCUGGCAAUGCUUCAUCAAUAUUCCGUAGUGCCGCACAGAACACAUCUGUUUUUGGACAACCACAACCUACUCCGAACACUGGAAUAUUUGCCUCGGCUAACGUUUUUGGACAAGCACAAGACAAUACUGCAGCAAAAUCAAUCUUUGCACAAGCAUCGAAAAACGUUUUCAACCAAAGUCAAGCACCGAAUAGCGUUUUCGGUGCUCCAAUUGAGAAUACAACGGCAAAAUCUAUCUUCUCUCAAGCAAGUCCUAGUGUUUUUGCUGCCAGCCAACCAGUUCAAAACCAAAAUGUUUUUGGAAGUCCGAAUCAAUCUGUAUUCGGAAAGGAUCCGAAUACUUUUGGUCAGCAGAAUUCAAAUCGAUUUGUGACUGCUUUGUCAGAUCCAUUCAAACCGACAAAUCCUUCCCCGUUUACCCAGAAUGUGAUCAAAGAACAAAAUCAGGGUUUCAGUAAUGUUUUUCAGCAGCAACCUGCGGAUGAUCCGGGAGUGUACAGUAAAAUGGAGGACUUGUCCAAAGAGGAUAUUGAAGCGUUUAGUUGCGAAGAAUUCAAAUUAGGCUUCAUUCCCGAAGAUCCACCACCAAGAGAGUUAUGUUUAUAAUUUAAUUGAACCUAAAUAAUUUGGUUGUAGACAUUGUCACAGAAGAGAAAGAAAGGAAUUCAUAACUCUCAGUUUUCUUUGAGGAUUUUCUAGACUUGGUCGUUUUGAUUUUAUUUUAAACACCAUGGUGACAACCAAAUUAUAACCUGUACCUUUUAUUUAACGACAUAAGACUGUUUUGUUAAGAUGUAAUUAUUUUCUAUUCAGCUGUGAUAACUAGUAAAAAUAAUAAAUUAUAGAAAUGCCCUUUAAACAAUAGUCAUAAGUUACUGAAACACUAAAAUUGUAAAUUGUUUUAACUGUGUAAGAAAAAAAAAAUAAACUCAUGUUCCUUAUUUACAUGUAUUUUAUUAUGUGGAAUUACAAUUCAAGUCAUCAGUUUGACCAGCAACAACAGUAUUAAUGUAUAAAUGAGAAGACAGACUGACUGACUUAUCGCGGCACAAUUUGAAAUUCGCCAUAUAAGUCAUUAUGGGAUUUUUCACUUUAUGUAGUGGGAGAGGUCUGUAAGGAUCGUAGCCAGUCAUAGUACAUUCCUACCCCACUGGGAGACAGG